This is a messenger RNA of Stegastes partitus (bicolor damselfish), 777 nucleotides long. RefSeq names its product GINS complex subunit 1 (Psf1 homolog) (gene gins1). NCBI's taxonomy places the organism in Eukaryota, Metazoa, Chordata, Actinopteri, Pomacentridae. Gene Ontology annotation, biological process: DNA strand elongation involved in mitotic DNA replication; DNA replication. The coding region runs from base 94 to 684 and encodes 196 amino acids. The transcript is spliced from 7 exons. Gene Ontology annotation, cellular component: GINS complex. The record is from RefSeq and is a predicted model, not a curated record.
ACACUGAGUUUUGCCGCGAACGCGAGCAGCUCUCCCACAUUUUCACUUCUCGGAUUAAAGGUUGAGUUUUCGGGUUCCUGCCCGGUGGUCGUGAUGUUCUGUGAGAAGGCCGUGGAGCUGAUCCGGGAGCUGCACCGGAUGAGCGACGGACAGCUGCCCGCCUUUAACGAGGACGGACUGAGGCAGGUUCUGCAGGAGAUGGAGGCUCUUUAUGAACAGAACCAGAGCGACGUAAAUGAAGCGAAGGCCGCCGGUCGCUCGGAGCUCAUCCCCUCCAUCAAACUGCGCCACUGCUGCCUGCUGAGGAACCAGCGCUGCAUCACCGCCUACCUGUACGACCGGCUGCUGAGGAUCAGAGCGCUGAGAUGGGAGUAUGGCAGCGUCCUGCCGGCCAACGUCCGCUUCCACAUGAACGCCGAGGAGCUGCAGUGGUUCGGCCAGUACAAGAAGUCUCUGGCCUGCUUCAUGCGCUCUCUGGGUGCAGGUGAAGGUCUGGACAUCACUCAGGACAUGAAGCCUCCAAAGAGCCUCUACAUCGAGGUGAGGUGUCUGAAGGACCACGGAGAGUUUGAGAUCGACGACGGCACGGUGAUCCUGCUGAAGAAGAACAGCCAGCACUUCCUGCCGCGGUGGAAAUGCGAGCAGCUGAUUCGUCAGGGCGUCCUGGAGCACGUCGUGUCCUGACGAUGAUGUGGUCCAGGAGAUGCCUCACCUGAUGUGAAACACCUGCAGAGUCCAGUCGGUGUUCUGAUGUCAAAAUAAACCUUUUCCUAUAAA